AUGGAUGAUCGGUUUUGGGAAUUAAAGAACCCAUAUAAAAGAGUAGCAGAGAAACUACCUGGGGCUAAUAUAUUUAGUAAUGAACCCAAAUUAAAACUAAAGAGAAUUAAGAAAAUUCAUAUACAUGGACUUGAUAAUGGGAGAGAUUUCAUGGAUUUAAUUGGAAGAGCUAAGGAUAAGGUGAUGGUGGAAAGUAAGGAGAAUAGUCCUGUUGAAGGAAAUAAUGAAAUGAACAAGAGAGAGGAGAAACGUAUGAAUUUACUUGAUAUUGAAUCAUUACUUAAUUCUCAGAGUAGUCAAGGUUCAAUUGAGAUGAAAACAGUGGUAAGGGAAGAUGAGAAAAAGGAAGAAGGAUUUUUAAAUGAAGGAGAAGGAUUUGAGAGACAUAUAAUUGGUCAGAAAGAAAAUUUGGAAUCGGUAGAUGAUUUGGAAAAGGUAGAAGACCCGGAACCGGUAGAGGUGAUAGAAGAUUCUAAGAAGAAUGAUGUAGAACAAUAUUCAGAGAAUUAUUUAGAGGAACAAGAUAAAUCAGAGGAAUCUAAAGAACUAAAAGCUCAAAUUUCAGAGGAACUGCUUUUAAAAGAACAAUCAGAUCAUCCAGAUCAAAAUCAGCCAGAUCCAAAUCAUCCAGAUCAUGUAGAAAUACCUUCAAAUGAACAUGGAGUAUAUAUGGUGAAAGGACUAAACCAUGAAGAUUCCAGGGAUAAUCUCCAGGAAAUGGAAUUAAUACAAUUAAAAGAACCAGAUAUUAUACAAGAUACAAUCUUGCAACAAAAUCCUAUAAUAUCAAAAGAAACAUUACAAUGUAAUGAUCAGAUAGAAUCACAAGGUAAUUCACAAAAUUGGAAUACAUUCAUAGAGCCGCAAGAGGAUAUAUCAGAUCAUAUUUCACCUCAUAUAAAUACUCAAGAUCAUAUAUCACCUCAUAUAGAGAUAUCUAAACGAGAAAAAAGUCCAGAAUAUGUUGAGGAUAGUGAAGAUGAACCAGAUUUGCUACCAACUAACUUACAAAAUAUGAAGGUAGUUCAUAGUAAGUCUUUCCAAUUUGAAGUGGAAAAUAAUGAUGUAAUUGGGAGUCGAAAGAAUUUACAAGAUAAAGUGAAUGAACUAGAGAUUGUUGAAGUUGAGGAACCGGAAGAAGUAGAUAAUGAACAGGAUCAUAAAGUUCAAGAGAAAAAUGAAGUACUUCGAGAGGAUUUGAAUCAAAAAGGGGAUAAAGUUUUCCAAGACGAUCAAAUUCUUCAGAAAGAUCAACUUGAUCAAGAAUCUCAACUUACACAACGAAGUCAAGACACAGAAAAACAAAUAAUCCCCAAAUCCAAUAGCAUAAGUACCAAUGAGAUUAACUCUAUUCCCACAGUAUCUGAUAUUGACGUUCCAAAAAACUCAAACACUUCUGAAACACAAAAUACCACCAGAGAAUCUCACACAUCAACUUCCCCGCAAGGACCUCAAACAUCCAUUUCAACCUCUAAAAUCACCACCAAUGUCCGCAAAAAACCAUUUCCCAAAAGAUUAAAUGGUUCAUUAGCAUCAAUCUGCUCGAAAACAAACACUAGUAGAUCUUCAUACAGAGUUGGACUUUCCAGAAGAACAAAAAUAGACUCUCUACACACAUAUUUGCAUAAACCUAAAUAG
This is a messenger RNA of [Candida] anglica, 1638 nucleotides long. The record is from the annotation of a GenBank genome assembly. NCBI's taxonomy places the organism in Eukaryota, Fungi, Ascomycota, Pichiomycetes, Serinales, Debaryomycetaceae.